AUGUCGAACUAUUUGCCGCUGCUCGUGACGAUGGGCUUCUUGAUGGCUGACGGGCUCAUCGAGGUCGGGCUUGUUGGGUCCAUGGUCGGGUUCUUGCACGACCGGGCGGGGAGGUUCUUCACCAUCGACGCGCCCAACGGCACUUUCAACCUGCACGGCAAGCCCAAGGGCCUUCUCGUCAAUCAAGGACACACCAGCAACGGCGCUGGAGGGACCGCGGUGGUGCUGGUCGGCUUUUUGGGGUUGCUCACCAUUUGGUAUGAGAAACGACGAGUCAGAAGGACUCAAGCCACGAACCACUCGGGCAUCUUCGUCUUCUGGGUCGUGAUGACGGUGCUGUCGGCGCUGCUCACGCUGUCAGCCCUGAUCUACACGUUUGUGGUGACGGCACAGACGGACAACCAGUCCAUCAAUCUCGCGGUUGCGGCGGCGAACCCGGAGCCCAAGAUGUACCCGCUCGACAACUGGACGCCGGAGAACUGGUUCGUCGCGGUCCUGGCGCUGCCGCUCGCACACGCCAGCGACCGGCACGACAUCCGCAAUAACCUCCGCCUGAUGCGCGGCUGGCGCUGGAACCUCAUCCCACUGUUCAUCCUGGGCGUUGCCGUGGCCUCGCUGGCGGUGUGGGAGCUAGUCAGCGGCCGGCGGUGGCGCCACGGCGAUUCCAAGGAGAAGCUCCGAAACUCGACGCAGAGCUAG
Fonsecaea erecta is the source of this 699-nucleotide messenger RNA. RefSeq lists its product as hypothetical. The record is from RefSeq and is a predicted model, not a curated record. The coding region runs from base 1 to 699 and encodes 232 amino acids. The transcript has 2 exons. Lineage: Eukaryota; Fungi; Ascomycota; Eurotiomycetes; Chaetothyriales; Herpotrichiellaceae.